ACCGGAUCGUGUGCAGUCCCGCUUGAGAUCAGCUGGCAAUUUUACCAUCUGAUGCUGAUGCUGAUGAUGAUGAUGGUAUGUUUCUUGCUGCCCAGAGGAACGGACCAAACCGGCCUCGUCGUGAGCUGAGGAGGAAACCUAUCUACCAAGUCUUUUAUGCGGGGGAGUGUAGCGAGCGGCACACUUGUCGAGCUACCAGGGGAAUACGGCCGCCGCCGAAUUGCACGAAAGGUUUCACCCCUUGUGUCAAAAGUACAGAAAGGCCCUCCUUUAUCUUUCCCACCCCUUUCUCUCUCUACAAUUAGUGCAUCACUCUCAGCUCACUCCACCGGUCCGGAGAGGAGCACCCACCCCAGCCCCCAGGUCGGUCAGGUGGACGCCUUGUUGUUGUUGCUGAGCCCAGCCCAGGCCUCGGCACCUCCCCACAAGGCCACAACAAUCCACUCUCCGCUUCAACUGUCUCGCCAGGAACUGCGUGCCAAAUAUCGGCGGCUCCGUUCUUCCUCCUUCUCGCCGGUUGAAGCGGCGCCGUUCCUCCCCAAAUCCGCCCCCUUUCUCGCGAAAUCUUGAGUCUUGCUCGCGGGAGGAGUGGUGGUGGGAGGCCAUGGUGUCGAGCUCCUACUCCAACCUGCUGGACCUGGCGACCGGCGCGGCGGACCAGGGGCCGGCGCCGGCCGCGCUGGGCGCGCUGCGGCGGCGGCUCCCGAGCGUGGUCACCACGCCGGGGCUCAUGGAGGACUCCCCGGCGUCGCCCUCCACGCCGUCCCCGGCGCCGCGCCCGCGCACCAUCGUCGUCGCCAACCACCUCCCGAUCCGGGCCCACCGCCCGGCCUCGCCGGAGGAGCCCUGGACCUUCUCCUGGGACGAGGACUCGCUGCUCCGCCACCUGCAGAAGAGCUCCUCCUCCCCCUCCAUGGAGUUCAUCUACAUCGGCUGCCUCCGCGAGGACGUCCCCGUCCCCGAGCAGGACGCCGUGGCGCAGGCGCUCCUCGACUCCUACAACUGCGUGCCGGCCUUCCUCCCCGCCGACACCGCCGCGCGCUACUACCACGGCUUCUGCAAGCAGCACCUCUGGCCGCUCUUCCACUACAUGCUGCCGCUGUCCCCGGACCUCGGCGGCCGCUUCGACCGCCUUCUCUGGCAGGCCUACGUCUCCGCCAACAAGGUGUUCGCCGACAAGGUGCUGGAGGUGAUCAACCCGGACGACGACUUCGUGUGGGUGCACGACUACCACCUCAUGGUGCUCCCCACCUUCCUCCGCAAGCGCUUCAACCGCAUCAAGCUCGGCUUCUUCCUCCACUCGCCCUUCCCCUCCUCCGAGAUCUACAAGACGCUGCCCGUCCGGGAGGAGCUCCUCCGCGCGCUCCUCAACUCCGACCUCAUCGGCUUCCACACCUUCGACUACGCCCGCCACUUCCUCUCCUGCUGCGGCCGGAUGCUCGGCCUCCCCUACGAGUCCAAGCGGGGACACAUUUGCCUCGAGUACUACGGCCGCACCGUCAGCAUCAAGAUCCUGCCCGUCGGGGUCUACAUGGAGCAGCUCAACGCGGUGCUCGCCUUGCCGGAGACCGAGGCCAAGGUCGCCGAGCUCAUGGAGACCUACACCGGCAACGGCAGGGUCGUCAUGCUCGGCGUCGACGACAUGGACAUAUUCAAGGGGAUCAGCCUCAAGCUGCUCGCCAUGGAGGAGCUGCUGGGGCAGCACCCCGAGUGGCGGGGCAGGCUGGUGCUGGUGCAGGUCGCCAACCCGGCGAGGGGCCGGGGGAAGGACGUCGUCGGCGUGCAGGAGGAGACCUAUGCCAUGGUGAAGAGGAUCAACGAGGCGUAUGGCGCGCCGGGGUACGAGCCGGUGGUGCUGAUUGACCAGCCACUGCAGUUCUACGAGCGCGUCGCCUACUACGUCAUUGCAGAGGUGUGCCUGGUGACCGCGGUCCGGGACGGCAUGAACUUGAUCCCCUAUGAGUACGUCGCCUCCCGGCAAGGCAACGACAGGCUUGACAGAAUACUGCGGCUGUGCAAGCCAGAGGAGAAGAAGAGCAUGCUGGUGGUGUCCGAGUUCAUCGGGUGCUCCCCGUCACUCAGCGGUGCCAUAAGGGUGAACCCAUGGAACAUCGAGGCCGUGGCCGACGCCAUGGAGUGCGCCCUUGUGCUGCCCGAGAAGGAGAAGAAUCUGCGGCACGACAAGCACUACCGCUACGUGGAGAAGCACGACGUCGGCUACUGGGCCAACAGCUUCCUCCAGGACCUUGAGAGGACCUGCAAGGAUCACUCGAACCGACGAUGCUGGGGAAUCGGCUUCGGCCUCCGGUUCAGGGUGGUCUCGCUUGACCUGAGCUUCAGGAAGCUCGCAAUGGAGCACAUUGUUCAGGCGUACAGGAGGUCGAAGACGCGCGCCAUUCUGCUGGACUACGACGGAACGCUGAUGCCGCAGGCGAUCAACAAGAGCCCCACUGCGAAAUCGGUCCAGAUACUCAAUAGCUUGUGCCAGGACCAGAGGAAUGCGGUGUUCCUUUGCAGCGGCUUCAAACGCUGCACGCUCGACGAGUGGUUCCCUGCCGAGAACCUUGGCAUGGCAGCUGAGCAUGGCUACUUCAUGAGGCUGAAGAGGGACGCAGAAUGGGAGACCUGCAUCCCACCCGCGGACUGCAGCUGGAUGCAGAUUGCAAAGCCGGUCAUGGAGCUCUACACCGAGACGACGGACGGUUCGAUAAUCGAGGAGAGGGACACGGUGCUCGUCUGGAACUACGAGGACGCGGACCCCGACUUCGGGUCAUGCCAGGCCAAGGAGCUCGUCGACCACCUCGAGAGCGUGCUCACCAACGAGCCGGUGUCCGUGAAGAGCACCGUGCACUCCGUCGAAGCUAAACCACAGGGCGUGAGCAAGGGCCUGGUGGCGCGGCGCAUGCUGGCGGCGCUGCAGGAGCGUGGCAUGUGCCCGGACUUCGUGCUCUGCAUCGGGGACGACCGCUCCGACGAGGACAUGUUCCAGUUCAUCACCAGCGCCUCCUGCGCCGACUCGUUCGCGUCCACGGCGGAGGUGUUCGCCUGCACCGUCGGCCGCAAGCCGAGCAAGGCCAAGUACUACCUCGACGACACGGCGGAGGUGGUGAGGCUGAUGCAGGGGCUGGCGUACGUCUCAGAGGAGCUCGCACUGGAGAACCCCGCGCUGGGAGAGGAGGACCCCGAGGACCUGUGGUGCGUCGGCGAGCUGCAGUAGUAGGAAGCUGGAGUGAAGCGCAGGGGCAGCACAGCACAGGAGGAAAGGCAUUGUCGUGUUGGCAACAGCCUGAGGAGGCCUCUGCAGCGUAGUUUAGGUGUACAUGAGCUAUGCUUUUCAUGGUAUUUGCUGCACUGCCGGUGGUUUGUUAUCAGUGGUAUGAGACCUGCUUUAGAGUGUUGUGAGCUCCGUUUGAAACCUGCUAGUCUAGUUACCGCAACAGUAAUAAUGUCUCUCUGAAUGCCAUGGGAAAAUGCUAGUUUGUGCUGUUAAAACAUAUUUUGCACCGA
This is a messenger RNA of Triticum dicoccoides, 3507 nucleotides long. RefSeq names its product alpha,alpha-trehalose-phosphate synthase [UDP-forming] 6-like. The transcript has 3 exons. Gene Ontology annotation, biological process: trehalose biosynthetic process. The coding region runs from base 605 to 3217 and encodes 870 amino acids. Gene Ontology annotation, molecular function: trehalose-phosphatase activity. Lineage: Eukaryota; Viridiplantae; Streptophyta; Magnoliopsida; Poales; Poaceae. The record is from RefSeq and is a predicted model, not a curated record. Gene Ontology annotation, cellular component: cytosol.